GUGUUAACUGACCUUGAGUUUUCUCAUUAUUUAUGCUUCACUAUCGUCGUUGUUGUAUACAGGUCGAGAAGAUCUGUCGCCCCCGAGCAGUCUGAACGGUUACAGUGCGGACAGCUGCGAUGGGAAGAAGAAGAAAGGGCCCGCCACCAGGCAACAGGAAGAAUUGUGUCUGGUGUGUGGCGAUAGAGCCUCGGGAUACCACUAUAAUGCUCUUACGUGCGAAGGUUGUAAAGGUUUUUUCCGACGUAGCAUCACGAAAAACGCCGUCUACCAAUGCAAGUACGGCAACAAUUGCGAGAUCGACAUGUACAUGCGACGCAAAUGCCAAGAGUGUCGGUUGAAAAAAUGUCUGACAGUCGGGAUGCGACCCGAAUGCGUCGUGCCGGAAGUCCAGUGCGCCGUGAAACGGAAAGAGAAGAAAAUGCAGAAGGAGAGAGACAGGCCGAACAGUACGACGGGAGGAGGUGGUACCUCGCCGGAAACGAUAAAAUUAGAACCGGAGACGCUGUUCUUCCAGCUGUCCGAUUCGGAGAAAAUGGUGUCGCCGAACGGCGUCAAGCCCAUCUCACCCGAGCAAGAGGAGCUCAUACAUCGGCUCGUCUAUUUCCAGAACGAGUACGAGCACCCAUCCGAAGAUGACGUCAAACGGAUCAUUAACCAACCUAUGGAAGGUGAAGACCAGUGCGAUAUCAGAUUUAGGCAUAUUACUGAAAUCACCAUUCUGACUGUGCAGUUGAUUGUGGAGUUUGCUAAGCGGUUACCAGGCUUCGAUAAGCUGUUGAGGGAGGACCAAAUCGCAUUAUUAAAGGCGUGUUCUAGCGAAGUGAUGAUGUUCCGUAUGGCGCGUAGGUACGACGUGAACUCCGACAGUAUCCUUUUCGUCAACAACCAGCCGUACUCGAGAGACAGCUACAAUUUGGCAGGAAUGGGCGACACGAUUGAUGAUCUGCUUCAUUUUUGUCGGACCAUGUACAGCAUGAAGGUCGAUAACGCGGAAUACGCCUUGCUCACGGCGAUCGUCAUCUUCUCAGAACGACCCGCGUUGAUAGAAGGCUGGAAAGUGGAGAAGAUCCAAGAGAUCUACCUGGAAGCGCUGCGCGCGUACGUCGACAACCGACGGAAACCGAAACCGGGAACGGUGUUCGCGAAACUGCUCAGCGUCCUCACCGAAUUGCGGACGCUCGGCAACCAGAACAGCGAAAUGUGCUUCAGCUUGAAGCUGAAAAACAAAAAGCUGCCGCCGUUCCUAGCUGAAAUCUGGGACGUGGACGUCAAGACAUAGUAGGCCGAGGAAACAGUCGAGUGUUAAUGAGCGUGACGCGCGCGGAGGCGUGGCGAAGUUCGACCACGCCCAUUUAAGGAGGAGCUUCGAGGUUAGGGCGGAGCUCGGAAUCGUGCGGAGGAGGUACAGUGCGUUGAAUGGGGUGUUAGAGGUGGAAUCAUAACCUUAGACGGAAUUUAGGGUUAUUCUAGUGAAUUCGUUAUUGAGAUCAAAAAGUAUACAGGCUAAAGUUAUGUAUGGGAUGGCACAUGAAGGAUAAAGUGCAGUUCCAUACAUAGCCUUAUUCUGUGAACAUCCAUAAUUGUCUCGAAAUAGAGUAAGAAUGAUUUGUUUUCUUUCAGUUAAGAAAUUAUUUUUUUCUUUGUCCGGAUAUGGAAUAUUUUUUACCUCGUCCAGAUUCCGAGAAUGCCCUAGAGCUACGCCGAUGCGCGCAAGGCGGUGGUGUCACGUGAUCUUUGGGAACGCUGAAAGGACGUUAUGUAUCGCGAACCACCGAAGUUUGGCUGUGAAUUUAAUUUUUUUAAGUACGUUUCUUUAGGUUUUAAAAACUAACUCGACGGCACCUAUAGUAUAUAUCUGUCAACGGUCACUGAAAAUUGAAAUUGUCACUCGAAAAAUUUCUAAAUUGGGUUGAGUGGCGUUUUUGGUAAAACUAUGGGAAAUGCGGGAUAUAAAACUGAUAUUUAUUUCAAAUGUAUAAUUUUUACACCGAAUUGUUAUUGUUGGAUAUAUUUGUUGCAAUUUUUCUUUAUGUUUUUAUAUUUUCCGUGUGUAGCAUAUUUUUUUGAUCAAUUGAAAAUGUACCAAAAGCGCCGCAAAACAAAUUGUUUUCGAGUUUCGAUUCAAACCUUACCGUUGGCAUAAUAAAGAUUGAUAAAAGUGACCCGCUUAUUUUUAAAUAGUGAAUUGUUGUUAUGAGAUAGUAGUGGCUGUAUCGUUUUUUUCUAAUAUCUUUUUAUUCCCUCUCUUUUUUACAUAGUAGCUGUAGAAACUGUGGCAAAUGUCGAAACUAAUAUUGCGAAAAAUUGCGUCUUAAAAAAUUAUUUGAACCAUCAAACAAAAAAUAAACUAAAUAUCAGCCGGAAGGUUAAAAUAAUAUUUUUCAAAAAAUAUGCUUUGGCUCUGUAAAAUUUUGUGAUGAUGUUUUUCGAAAUCCUAGUUUCGACCGUUCACAAUUUCUCGAUCUCUGAGAUUUUCAGAAGUAACGCAUAGAUUUAUCUUUUUUUUUAUAAUUAUCUACUGUAUUCCUUUUUUUAUUUCGUAUUUUGAGACUCGCUUGUAUACUUAAUUUUUAAGACUGGACAGGACUGACACAUUUAAAAAUUCAAAGGUGCCUUCACACGAAAUACAAAAAAAAAAUAAACGAGGAUCACACAUAGUCUGAGAAGGUGCAAAGGAUGAUAUGAAAAAAUGGCGAACAAAAAUCGGUGGAAAUGGAUUGAAAUGAUUUAUAGCAAAAAUGAUGUUUUUUGUUGUUGGAAUGUAUCUUAAAUCGUUAAUGGCUAAACAUAUUUUGCAGGUAUUUUAAGAACUUUUUUUUGAUCCAAAAAAACCAUCAAAAAUAUCUGGAGCUUAAAAAGAACCCUUUGUAAUUUGUUAAGAAUACUCAUAUUUAUUUAAAGAGGAAUCCAACAAAAGUGAUUAUGAAAAUUUUUUUUUCGUUUUCUUUUCCACCAUUUUUGUCCUAGGAAAAUUGGGAACAGACUCAACAGGGAUCGCAGCAAAAAAAAGUGCAAUUUUUUAGUUCGUGUACGAUAAAUUUUUUACAGAGCAAGGUUACGGUUCGAUUAUGCUUCGUAUGAAAAAAAAAAUGUAGGAAAAUGGCAGAAAUCCAAAAAAUGUAGCCGUCCGCAGGUCAAGUGAAGAAAAGUGAUGGUAAUUUUGAUCCAAAACAGUGCUUGUAUGAUAUCUCGCAAAUAAUAUUUUUUCCACUCACGCACGGCGCGCAUACGAGGCGCGUCCCAAAAGUACCCAUACUGCUCAAAAUGUCCCGACUAAAUUUUUCAACUUUUUACAGUUGAUCGCACAGAAAGUUCCAAAUCAUGUACCGUUCUUUUCAAUUCUCUGAAAACUAACCGAAGCUGAAAUUCUCCAGACUGGGAACUUUUGGACCGCACCUUGUACGUCAAAAAUCGUGCUAUCGAGCAAACAUACGUAUUAAAAAUCUCCCUAAGGACUAUCCUGCCUUUAAGAAAAAACUAUCGAUGUUUAACCUUUUCAAUGUGUAGUUUGUAGAGAUCGUUCAUUUUUUAUACGGUAUAGUUUGCCAUUAUCUUUCAGCUAGAUAUAUAACACCCGGCUCAACUGGUUUGCUAGAAUCCGGAAUGAUCAAUCAAAGAAAUGUCAGAACAAUACGCGUUUUCGAUGUUUCCCCACUUUAGGGAAUUUUCGAAGAUGUGGCAAAGCGACGUUGUCAUAAUUUUCCCUAAGUCGGGGAAAUUUCUUGAAAUUUGUCAUGCAGCCCAUAAGUUUACAAUUUUAAUGAUUUUUCAUCGAUUUCUGAGUGCACAGUUGCCUUAAAAUGAAGUUGUUUCGGAUAUUAGUGGCUAGUUAGUCAAAAUGUACCUAAGAGCAUAAAAAAUACAUACAUGAUAUAUACCAUUUUUUGAGGUAGAUUUUUGACGAAAGAAAAGGUACACAAGAACGCUCAAAAUCACAAGAAAACAGGGAAAUAUAGAGGCAGAUUUUUAGGUAGAUCUUUUGUUGAAAUUCUACCGAAAAAAAGACUAUACAUAUUUUUCAUCGUUGUAUAUAAAGCAUAUUUUCAUAAGACGAGACAGAUGUAUUUUUUUCCAGACGCAUGUUACAGAAUCGUUUUUGCGCCAUCUAAAUGCCUUAAAUGCAAUAACUCCGCCAUUUUCCAAAUAUAAAUCCCACUUCUGAUGUUACACGAUAACGAAAUUUAAUUUAUAAAACUAGCAGUUUUUGGGUAGAUAUUUUUAGUUGCAUUUAUAAAAGUCAAAGAUUUGUUUGGGAUUUUUUUAGGAACUCAAAAAAACUUAGUUUUUGAUGGAGGGUUUUAUUUUGAAAAUGGUGAUGUAGGAUUACGAAACACAUAUUUGUUUACUCAGGAGUCAACCCAAAUACCUUCUUUCAUCAGGUAAAGUGAAGGAAUGUAAAAGUAAAACGCAAAGAAGAAAUAUAUCGGCAAUAUUAUAAAUGUUAUAUAGUAGGACUGUUGCCAGCUGUUACAAAUUGAGAAAAAGUUUUUCGAGAUUGUGAUUCUAAUACUUCAAAUGGCCUUUUGAUGUAGAAUGUUGUUUGUACAUUGAAGAAAAAAGUAAACUAUAGUUUGUUCUGAUGCAGAGGAAAAAAGAGUAACAGAUUUUAUAUUAUAUAUAACUCUAUGGCCAAGCGUAUACGGACGUUAACAAUCUUGGUAAAUAAACGUAUAAAUGUUGCUUUCAUUAUGGGUAAUUCUUUUACAGGUACUUUUUUCAAAAGUAUAAAAAUCGAAGAUGUUUAUACGGAAACCAGAGUAAGCUUUUGGUGCACGAAAUCCGAAUCCGUCGUCCAAUCUAUUAAUUGCGUCUAGUUUCUGAGAUUUUCUGACCUAAAUGUGCAAAAAUAGCAAGUUUUGCAUAUAUUUGAGGUUGUGUAGCAUGUCGAAUUAUUUUUGUUUCAAAAAACCAUGAAUCACAUCUUCUAGUACAACCUUUGUCCUUUCAAUUGCCGUUGACUUUGCUUGAAUAUCUUUUUAUUUUGCCGAGAUAAUGGCACUUUAAAAUUUUCUCAUCUACAUCGGUUUAGAAAAAGUAUUUUUUUAAGUGUAAUCGGAAAUACGAUCAUUGGAUCGACCUUGAGAAAGUAGGAUAUGUUGGCCUUUGGUUCGUGUAUCUUUUAGAUAUGUUAUGGACUUAGUGUUGAGGGUUCAUGGAUUUUUCAGUUGGCAUUUUAUAAAAAUAUAUUUUUACUAAGUUUAUGGUGUAUUAUAAACCAAACCACAAAUUUGAUGUACGCGUAAUCAUAACGUGUACAGUAUUAAGUAUGUAUAGUGAAAUUCAGAAAAAUGCAAGGGCAAGCCGUGUACUUUGAGUUGAGGCCUAUGGUUUUUUGGAGAAACAAUAAUUCGUCAUGCUACAUAACCUCAAAUAUAGGCAAAACUCACUUUUUUUGCACCUUUAGGUUAGGAUAUCUCGGACACCAGAGCCAAUAGAUAAAUUUAGACUUCGGAUUCGGUGCAUCAAAAACCUGGAAAGUAUGGUUUACAACUAUUCUAAAAACUUUCUAUGAAUUUUAUUGUUUGCAGUUUUUCAUAGCGUCCGUACCGGAGCACUGUUCCUCGAUAAGGUGCGUCACUAUUUUCGAAAAAUACGUAGAUUCCGUUCAAAUCCCGGAACAUGUGCAUUGGCCUUGAAGCUCUAUAUUCACACUUGUACAAAUGUUGAUGGUACAAAACGCUUCAGGUUGACAAAACAAAUGUAAACUUGUAAAAAAAAAUACUCGGUUGACUCCUUUUCACUGCCAGCAGUGACUCUGUCUCUCUGUCUGUCAUGAUCUUUGUAGUGAUUCCAUUCUGUGUAAAUCUCACUAACAACAGUACAUCUGUGGACAGUUGCCUUUAGAUUUUCGAUUUUUUAUCGUUGGUACCCCAGAAUUUCGUUAGCAAUUUAUACGCAAAAAAUAGCAGGUUUCAAUUAAAAAUAGAUAAAAAUCAAGGGUUCUUACAAUACGAGCUACGAUUAGAAAAUACGGUUUUUGUUACGAACAGAUUAUUCAGCUUGCAUCAAAUUUACAUUAAUCUCAUUCGAAGUACUCCCGGAUGUGUAUAUCAAAAAUGGGUGCUGUUGCGUCUUCCGAUUUCACUGUUUUUUCUCCUAAAACUUUUAGGGGGUAGUUUGAUAGAUUAUUUAGAAACAAAAAAAGUAUGUAUGAAGCACGCUUUUCAUGAAAAAAUUUUCCCAAAACACUAUUUUUUAGCAGUUAUUUCCACCGCCAUCUAGCAUAUAACCUGACGUCUGUGGAUAUGUCAUAUGUGAGAGGCGCUUGCCUGCGGUGUUGCCGGAUUGGACUCCGUAUUUAGGGAAAAAUAUGAAAAGUUUAUAUUUAUUUAUUUAUUUAUAUGCAUAUUGUAUAUUAAUUAAGGAAUCACAAAAACGAAAAACUGAAACAAACAACAGUAGCAAAGUGAAAGGCGAUUCCUAAUAAGUAUAAAUCAAAAAAUAACAGUAGUAAGCUAAAAAAUGAUAAAUUAUAAAUAAUUAUAAAAAACAAAAAAUAAAAAAAGUAGUGAAACAAAAAUUAAUUCCAUGUAAUUAUAAAAAUCAAAAAAUAACACUCAGCAGUAAAAUAAAAAGUAGUAAAACAAAAAAAACAAUUCCAUGUUGAAUAAAAAGCAAUUCUAAGUGACAACACAAACAAAAAGUAAAAACAGUAGUAAAACGAAGAACAAUUUAAUCCAUCCAA
Molecule: messenger RNA, 6688 nt
Organism: Acanthoscelides obtectus
Lineage: Eukaryota; Metazoa; Arthropoda; Insecta; Coleoptera; Chrysomelidae
Source: the annotation of a GenBank genome assembly